This is a messenger RNA of Leptonychotes weddellii (Weddell seal), 2838 nucleotides long. NCBI's taxonomy places the organism in Eukaryota, Metazoa, Chordata, Mammalia, Carnivora, Phocidae. The record is from RefSeq and is a predicted model, not a curated record.
AUGCUGCGAGGGCCCCGGGCCCUGGCUCCAGCCGCCGGGCCGCCCUCGAAGGGACUGCCCGCGAUGAGCCCUACCGAGCUGUGGCCGCCCGGCCUCAGCAGCCCCCAGCUCUGCCCGGCCACCGCCACCUACUACACCUCGCUGUACCCGCAGACUGUGCCUCCCACUGCGGCGCCCGGCACCUGCCUCGACGCCACCCCCCACGGACCGGAGGGCCAAGCUGUGCGAUGCGCGCCGGCUGGCCGGCUGCCGGCCAAAAGGAAGCUGGACCUGGAGGGGAUCGGGAGGCCAGCAGUCCCUGAAUUCCGGACUCCCAAGGGCAAGUGCAUUAGAGUGGACGGCCUCGCCAGCCCCAGAACACCCAAGUCCCCCGGAGAGAAGACUCGGUAUGACACGUCACUGGGGCUGCUCACCAAGAAGUUCGUUUACCUCUUGAGCGAAUCCAAGGAUGGGGUCCUGGACCUGAACUGGGCCGCCGAGGUGCUGGACGUGCAGAAACGGCGGAUCUAUGACAUCACCAACGUGCUGGAGGGCGUCCAGCUCAUCCGGAAGAAGGCCAAGAACAACAUCCAGUGGGUAGGCAGGGGAAUGUUUGAAGACCCCACCCGGCCCGGGAAGCAGCAACAGCUGGGGCAGGAGCUGAAGGAGCUGAUGAGCACAGAGCAGGCCUUGGACCAGCUCAUCCAGAGCUGCUCUCUGAACUUCAAGCACCUGACCGAGGACAAGGCCAACAAGAGACUGGCCUAUGUGACUUACCAGGACAUCCGUGCCGUUGGCAACUUUAAGGAGCAGACGGUGAUCGCGGUCAAGGCCCCUCCACAGACAAGACUGGAAGUGCCCGACAGGAGCGAGGAGAACCUGCAGAUAUAUCUGAAGAGCACCCAGGGGCCCAUCGAAGUCUACCUGUGCCCAGAGGAGGUGCAGGAGCUGGACAGUCCUGCCAAGGAGCCCCUCCCCCCGACCUCCACCCUUGGCCCCAGCCCUGACUCCACCCAGCCCGGCAGCAGCACUGACCCUGGGAUGAUAGAACCCAUGGCAUCCCAAGGGCCAGCGCUGACUCCCCAGCAGGUCCCGCAGCCUCCAGUGCCCCCGCCCCUGCCGCUUGUCCCCCUGGAGGCCACGGACAGCAUGCUAGAGUUGCCACACCCACUUCUGCAGCAGACCGAGGACCAGUUCCUGUCCCCGAGCCUGCCGUGCAGCUCCCCCCUGAUCAGCUUCUCCCCGCCUUUGGACCAGGACGACUACCUGUGGGGCUUGGACGGGGGCGAGGGCAUCAGCGACCUCUUCGACUCCUACGACCUUGGGGACCUGCUGAUUAAUUGAGUGGCCCUGCCUGCCCCCAGCAGCCCGCCCCUGGCUCUACCUCCUCGUAGACUGACAGGCCCUCUGCCCGCGCAGUGACGUGGGACACAAGGUGCUGCCCUCGGGGUCCGGGGGCCUCUUCUCUUUCUUACCCACCAGCCAGCCGAAGCUAUCUCGGCAGGGGGGUACGUAGAGGAUGUGGGUGAGGAGUGUAUCAGGGGUUGGGUCCUCUCUUUCCUCAUGGAAGCUGGGCCUGGGAAGGCCCAUCCAGCUUCUGACCUCUGACCUCUUUGCGAAGGGCCGCAGGUGAGGCAACCAGGUCCAGGGAAAGGCCCUGCCCCUGCCUUUCAGGGGCGAAUUAGGACCCUGAAUUUAUCAAGAAGCACUUAAUGCCUUUGUAUUUAUUUCAGGUUGAGUUUUGUUUGUUUGUCUUCCCUGAGUUUUUAGCAGGGAGAUUGUUCUAGUUUCUAGUAAGACUUCUCAGACGGGCCCAGUGCUGUCCAUGGUUCGAGGGCAGGCCAGGUCCCCGAUUUCCCCGCAGCAGUGGGCCGGGUCUCCGGGGGCCCCGUCCAGUCUGCUAGAACGCUACUUGCACUUCGGCCUUGUAAUUCUAGUAAGUGGUGGCUGCAGGCCCUUUGGCUUCUCCUGCUUGUCAUCUCCAGCCGAGGCGCCAGCCUUGAAUUCCUGGUCUGCUCUGUCCAGAGAUGGUUGCAGGGAGCCAUCCCAGGGGAGGCGGCAUCGAGGCUCCAGGUGUGGAGACCCACUUCUGUGGAAUUCCCUACCUCUCCGUCCCCUUAGAACAUGAAAAACGACCCUCCAGGGAGUCAGCACUGAACCCCCCCUACCCCGCCCGGGGGAAACAGGGACAGGAAUGUGGAAGCAGCUAUAGGGGCUGCCUAGGGCACCUUUCCUCCAUUUGUGACACUUGCUUGGGACAGGGGCUGUCUUACACUGAGCACCCGGGAGGGAGUGGCAGCCCCCGCAUAGAGACAGGUGGGAUUAAAGCGAGAAACUGCCAGAAAGCACCCCCUCUGGUAACUACUGGUAUCAUCCUCCCCUUCCCCGGAAGGAUUUUUUUGUUUAUUGAAGGGAGUACUUCUGUAAGGAUCUCCUCUCCCUCAAGCAGCUCUCACACAGACCUCCCCCCCCACCCCACCACCCCAGGACAGAGGUGACCAGGACUUGGUGGCAUUUUGGCUCCUUUUGUCAUGGGAAUGCCGAAGGGCUGACAGGGAGGAAUCUUCAUUGCAGACCAGACCUUGGCAGCUGAUGGGGAGAUGGGCUUAUGUUACCUCCUCAGGCUUAGGGUCCUGAGGUCUGUUGCCCUCCCCCACAGAGGCUUGACCAUCCCACAGUGUCUCUGAAGCCCACUUUGGUGUGGGGGAGGGGGUCAGCUCUCUUCCCCACCCAACCUGGGGCGGGGCUGCUCUGGGCAGCACCAAGACUGUGCCCUCUGGAGAGAGGCAGCCAGGGAUGGUGGCCUAAGAGGCCCACCACCCACCCUCAGGGAGCUAGGUUUCCUCAGGGGCUCAGCUG